Molecule: messenger RNA, 7446 nt
Organism: Spizellomyces punctatus DAOM BR117
Lineage: Eukaryota; Fungi; Chytridiomycota; Chytridiomycetes; Spizellomycetales; Spizellomycetaceae
Exons: 13
Coding region: 1-7446 (2481 amino acids)
Source: RefSeq, a predicted model, not a curated record
AUGAUCACCCCUGCUAUGGUGCAGUAUGUGUCCAAAGUCGUUCCGGACGCCCUAUGGGAAGAAGCUGAUUGGUGGGGAUUUGACUCGUCCUUUGGUGGAUUGCAAUUGAAGAUCAACGGAACCUGGACGAAUAUUGGCCCUGGAGGGAAGUUUUACCAGUCCGAUAUAGAUUCUGGUAGGGUCCGAUAUAUGGCUUUAUCGCCCAGCUCUCGCUGGACAAACUGCAAUUACUAUAUCAGAGAUGGGACACCGUACGAAUUCAUUGGGGGUCUCUCAGUUGAGUUCAACUUCCCACCUACGGUAUCCCCGAUCACAACUGCAAGCACAUCCGCAAACGUUGCCGUUCAACUGCAAUCCGUGAAUCUCAAUGCGGCUGACACAGAUGAUGAUGCAACUCGCUUGGUGUACUCAAUUCAAGCCUACUCGAACGCCGGUACUCUGACAAAGAUGGCCACCCCGGGCAGCGUCCCAAAGGUCCUCCCGGUUAAUAGCACGUUCACAGUCGAUGAUGUCCGCAAUGGAAUGAUAUGGUACCAGCCGAUCGCGACGAAUGGAACUGCUGAGGUCAAUCUGACCGUUGCAGAUUCCCAGCCAGGUUACAUCCCAACUAUCUUGCGCAUAACCAUUCUUCCUAUGACGUGGACUAACCAAACCUACACGACUACCUGGCUACAAGGAGCGGCGUGGAGAACCGUGGCACCUGCUCAUAUCAUGAAUCCGGCUCCGACGAUGGCUGUUGAUUCGGUAAUUUAUACGAUCGUUUCCAUUACAGAUGGCAUGUUUCUACGAGUACUUGAUACAUCGGGAUGGAAGAAUGUUGGAGUUGGAGGAAACUUUUCAUUAGCGCAGGUGGCAUAUAAUCAAGUACAAGUCAAUACAUCGGCCACCUUCACCGGAACAGCAACCUUGAAUUACACCGCGACUGCACCGGGAGCCAGCAGCGCAUUUGGUAGCUACAGUGUCUAUGUCAACUAUCCACCCAUCAUCACGACCAAGAGCGGCGUGGUAGUCCCACAAAACAGCAAGCCUCUUGACAUGAAGACCAUAUUGGGGGGAACUGAUGUCGAGAAUAAUGCCUGGGGUUUGCAAUUUACGGUUACUCAGUGGCCAGGAAAUGGCGCUGGACUGUACAGGUACAUCACGUACCUAGGCCCUGCAAACUAUUACAAUGGUCCAUAUUACUUUGUUUCAUUCAGUCAAAAUGACUUGAACUCUGGAUACGUCCAACUAAGAUUCAAUCCUUCCUCGUACGGGAUGACUACUUUUGCCUUUACGCUGUCGGAUGGCUCGUACUCUGUGCCAAGCGGUCCAGUAUCCGUAUAUCAAUUUCCAGCGCCGGUAAUUAAGAGCAUUUCUCCAACCGUCGCGCAAAACGGGUCGCUGGUUAUUUCUGACUCGUCGCUAAUGGCCACGAGCGUUGAACCAAGUGUUACACCCAGUUCGCUGCUAUUUACUAUUAUCGCCCCGGCGUUUCCUGGAAAUCUGACGAAUGCAUCGUCGCUAGACCAGCAAAUGCUGACUAAUUUCACAGCGUUGGAUAUCAGUAACAGACAGCUGCAAUAUACUCCCCCGACAGGGUGGAACGGAACGGCUGUUAUUUCCUUUACUGUAUCGGACGGAGUUAACCUCCUCUCUUCAAAAUUCUCGAUAAUUGUGAACUCGCUCCCUUGGAUAUCGGUUAACAUAACUGCAUUUUGUCCACGUAACGGCAGUGUGCCUCUUCGCGGAUUAUUACAAUACUCUGAUAUUAACAACCUUCCCACAUCAAUUGUUUACUCGCUGUCGUCGGGACCCCUGCUUGACUUUGGUUGUGUGCAAGCCAGGACGUCUGCUACAGCGCCAUGGUCCUGUGCCACGACGUGGACUCAAGAUGAUAUUGAUAAAGGAAACGUGCAGUACAUGGUGUCGAGUACGAAUCUUGGAAGUGAGAGGAUAGCCUUCUCGGUCUCGGAUCCCUACAACAUUCUACCAGCCGUACAAUAUUACAACGUCACUAUUAUUCCUGCUUGGCCGGUUUUGGUUUCCAAUCGAGUUGUGUUAAGCGCUGCGGUCAAUGGAAUGCCGACUGUCACAUUUCCAAUUCAGACUGAACACCUUCAGUACACAUGUGCCGAUACUCCUCCGGACCAGAUGAAGUAUACAUUGCUGAAAAACACAAAUGUAUCAAUGGCGUAUCAGCUGGAACUCUUUAAUGGUACCAACUGGACGGUCCUGCCGGUUCCUGGUGGUACGUGGUUCCAGAGCGACAUUGAUAGUGGUAACUUACGAGUUACGGCGACGGCAAGUAAAGCGGGUACGGAGGUUGUUCAGCUGAUCGUCCAGAGCAGUGCAACGACUUCGAACGGAACCUUGCGGAUACAGUACCAUUACAUGCCUGUCAUUGUUUCUCAGACUACCAUGUGGACUUACUGGUGGAAUUCCAAGAGCAUUGGAUCUACCAAUCUGAAGGCACUGGCUCCUGAUCAGCCUGAUGCAACAAAGAUUGUGUACAAGAUUACGAGAGGACCUCUGCGUGGAACACUCUCAUCCUCUCAAUUCUCUCAAGAUGACAUCAACAGGAACCUUGUAACUUAUCGGCAUACGGGAUGGGUGAAUCAGGAGAUUGCCAAAAGUGACGACUUUGGUUUUUUGGUUUACGAUGCGGUUGGACUUCCGUCGGCUGGGAAUGCCACGGUUUUACUGGUCAAUCAGCUUCCUGUAAAGGGUGCCGCAACGACUCUCUUUGCCUAUCCCACAAGCGGGAAUAGGACAGUCACCACCAAUAUGUUGACAUGGACGGAUGUGGAUGGGCCGAACCAACUGACAUUUGUACUUUUAAGUAAUCUCACCUUUGGGUCCCUCAUGGUUAAAGGUCGACGGCUCAGCGUCGGGGACAUGUGGAAUGCAUCAAAUAUUGGUGUCGAUCUGAUGAUGGUAGAUAUGCCUUUAACAAGUUUGACCAAUAUGAGCGUCAGUUUUGAUUACAACGUGACAGAUGGAAUCAACGUUGUGCAAGACCGCUUCAAUGUGAACUUCGUCCCGCCGCCACAGUAUAGGGGUGCCCUCAGCCCACUUUGUGAUGCAGAUAGUUAUUCGAGACGAAGGUGCAACAUCUUGUCGACCUUCAACGUUUGGACAACACUACCAGCGUCAUCCAUUAUUUGGACGUUCCCAAAGAUUAACAGCGCAGAAUGCUAUUCCAACUGGUUGACGCUGGACUACAGCUAUGGCUAUAUUUGGCCGACAUCAAACGUUGGCGGUCCGUAUUCGUUCUCCCUGCAGGAUAUGAGCACCGGAUUUGCUGUCGACUGCAUUUAUGGUGUGCCUGGUUGGCUCCGCUUCACUGCUACCUUUACCGACGGGCUGAAUCCUCCUGUUUCUCAAAUGAUUACCAUACAAUGGAACUAUAUGCCUCGACUACAAACCAACGUUGCUCUGCAACUGGCCGUUUUGGCUCAACCGACGGUAGUCAACAUUACAUCGGGCUAUUUGAACUGGCAAGAUUCGGACAAUGCAACCACACAGUUGAUGUAUACACUCUCUUCCGAGCCGGCUAAAGCUCGUCUUAGCCUGUUGGUGAAUGGGACUGUUACAAAUCUCUCAUCUGGAUCCCGGUGGACUCAGGAUGAUAUCAACAGCAAUCGCUUGGUUUUUAAUACCAACUACACAGACCGUGCAGGAGCAAGGGACGCUUUCACGUAUAAUUUUACGGAUGGAAUAUGGAAUUUUACGGAACAAACGGUCUCCAUCGUAUACGAAGACGCACCAAGAAUGACUGCAAACCAAACCAUGUUCAUUGAUUGGACGGGUCGUACCACGUCUCAACGAGUCGUGGUCCCAAAGUCGUCUCUCGAAUGGGUAUCCAACUUUGAGGCACCAAGUUCCUUAAUGUACACGAUUCUGUCGAGUCCACAGAUUGGAUCCUUACAGCUAUGGGUAGAUUAUUAUACAAGGGUACCACUCUACAAUGCGACAUACUGCACCUGCAGCCCUUCGCAAACACCGUGCCCGCCGGUGCAACCUUGCCAAUACACCUUUACGCAGAAUGAUAUUGCGAAUAGCAAUCUAGAGUUUUAUGCAACGGCAUCCUCCAAUCUCUCUUCUAAUUGCUUCAGGUAUAAUAUAUCAACUGGGGGAUUUCGAACGGAAGCAGAUCAAUGGUUCUGCACAUUCGUAUAUACACCGCCAAAAAUCAGCAAAACUUUGCCUGUGAUUGCUUGGGGAUCUUCCAUUACGCUGAAUGCAUCCUGGUUUUCGGUGACAACAGCAGAGCCCAUAUUGGCGCCGUGGAAUCUGACGUAUACUGUGUUAUCGUUACCGACCGUGGAUAACGAUGGUAAUCUCCAAGUAACAUCUGGAGUACAAAACCAGUCCACUGUAACGAUUGGGUCUACCUGGACACAAAAGGCAGUUGCUGAUGGAAUGCUUGUUUUUACCCAUGCGCCAACGAGCACGAAUGCGACAGUAUCUCCGAAAUACACUUUUGGUACGAACCUCUGGGACGGUCUAACGAAUUCAAGUCUCUCUUUAGAGGUGCUAGUAGCAGUACCCCCACGUUUGAACUCAAACUUUAUCAUCGUCUUACCCAAGGGUGGAUCGAAAUGGAUCUACGUCACGAGUUUACCAGUUCUUUCGGACCGAUUAUUGACCUACUCGAUUAUAUCGAUUCCUGUGGAUAUGACUGUCUCUUUUUAUGAUUCGUAUUGGUGGACGAUAACGACUGUAUCAGCUGGAUUUACGUUUGUAGCGGGGAGCGGGAAUCAAGUCAAAAUCGCGGCAAGGCAAAACAUCACGGGAGGAGAUUACAAUAUUACAAUGGUCGCAACGGACGGGGCGAAUCCUCCCAUAAACUUUAACGUCCCGGUGCAUAUUCAUUUACCGCUACAGUGGUUGGGUACCAGGGUCUUGCUCGUACCGCAGAACGGGGGAGCGUUUUUGAAUACUGGAAUUAUCAGCGCUGUUCAGCCUGAUGUUGACAUUUUGACGAAAAACUAUGGAACGUCAUCGAUCAGCUACUCGGCUGUCAAUUAUGCCUCCAUCACGAAAUUUGGAGGACUGUAUGAUGCCUAUAAUUAUCCGUGGAAUAGCUGGUCCUGGCGUGCAGAUGAUAUGCAGGCCAAAGAUGUGCGAUUUAAUGCUGCCAAAGGUGUCGUCGGGAAAACACAGCUCAAUGUCUCUUGUUAUGACGGUUGGCAAACGGUAUAUACCGCUCUGGACGUUUACAUUGUCGCCAAGCCAACCGUUACCGUCCAACCACUUACGACGGUGAUUGACAGUCCCGCCAAAACUUUAGCGUCCAACUUGAAUGUCACCAUCGACAAUUUCAUGGCUGCACAAAACCUUUCUUAUACUGUGAAUUUGACCGUCAUUAGUGGUCCAUCACUUGGAAGUCUUUGGUUAAACGUCCAAUCUCCACUCACGGCAUCAACGUCGGGAUUAUCAGGCAGCGUUGGAGGGGUCUCGACCUCGGGCACUGUCGUAGGAACAGUGUCAUCAUCCGUCCUUGUUGGCACGAGUACACCAGCAAGUUCUCUGGAAGCGACGAAUUCUAGCACCUCGGGCACUGUUGUAGGAGCAGCAGCGUCAUCGUCCGUCCCUCUUGGCACGGUUACACCAACAACUUCUCUGGGAGCAACGAAUUCCAUCACCUCAGCCUCUACAUCCGCUAUAGCAAUAAAUGUAUCUACCACCGAGUCGAAUAGCACGACAGGAACAAACCCAAAUAACGCACCAUCGACCACAACAGCAACAACCAUGCAAGUAUCGAGUACCACUACAAGUGCAAGUUUAAACGAAACCCCAACGGCAACGUCAACAUUAUCCCCCACCACCACAACAUCCAGCAUAAUGGUGCAAGCAGGCUCAGUCAUAUCUGUCAACGACCUCAUGCUCGGUCGGUUGGUGUACCUUGCAGGACGAACAGCGGGUACAACCAAUAUCAUAGUACAGGUAUCCGAUGGUGUUUCGGCAGAUUACAACACGACGCUCCCUAUUUAUGUGGAAGGAUACCCCAUAUCUGUUGGGACCGGACGAGUUUUACUGGCACCCAAAGCACUUGCGUCGAAUUACACGACCACGAUCGAUGCGAUGCAGUUACGAUACCAGACCAUAACACCAGGUUUAAAAAUAAUGUAUGCACUUGAGGAUGUUGCGGCGCCGGUGAACGUCUCCCUUGUUCUCAUGGCGAAUGGAAAGAAAGUUGACAUCGGGACUGGAUUUGGGCAGUCUGAUGUAGAUGCCGGAAAGGUUUCUAUACAAUGGAAUGGGAAUAUUUCUGCUUCCCAGAACGCUACGAUUGGGUUGAUUGUUUCCAAUGGGGUUUUGAAUGGUACAAUGAGCCUAUUGGUGCAGUUUAAUGCCUCUCUUAUUCCGUUCCCGGUGUUUUCGACAACAAAGUCGAGUAGUGUCUCUAUUGCUACAUCGUCAUUGUCGUCUGCUCGGUCGUCUGUUAGUAAUUCGUCUGUGAGUGUGGUACCUACGGGGACGGUGAGCAAUAUAUCGUCAACUGUCACGUCUGGGUAUUCUAGCUCGCUCACGAAUAGUACGUCGAUAGUUUUGUCAAGCACAUCUUCGUCAUCAACAUCAAAAUCAUCGUCAUCAUCGUCAUCAUCAAUUGCGAGUUCCACGUUGCUUUCAUCAAGCUCUUCUCUUUUGUCAUCCGAGACGUCUUUGACUACGACAUCUUUGCAAUCAUCUGCAUCCCCGUCAUCUCUACAAUCAUCUGCAUCCCCUUCAACUGUACAAUCAUCAACACCCGCAUCAUCAAGCACUGACGAGUCAAUUAGUGUACCUCCAUCAUCCUCACAGCAAUCAUCAUCACCACCUUCCGUACCCGUUAGUCGGACAUUAUCAUCGUCUUUGGAAACUGGGGUAGAGUCGUCAUCUGGGUUGGCAAGUAGUUUGUCGGGAUCGGAUGUGGUGAGCCGUACUUCUGAGGGUUUUAUUACGGGUGGGACCUCUGUGGGAGUUACCUCGACGGGAGGUACCUCAACUCGAGGUACACCCACUGAUGGGCCCAUCAAAAUGACAUCAAAUCCGGAUUUGAUUGCAACGAGUUCAAUGACGGGUAACGAGAUGACUACCUCAACGGAUACCAUAAGUGGUACACCACAACCCGCGGACCCCGCUCCAAAUCUCACAGAUCCAAACACGACGAACAAAGCCUUCCUUUCACCCACAGCAACCAAAGCCAUCAUCGGAAGCGCAGCAGGCGUCGUCGCCAUCAUAGCAGGAGCAGGUCUCGUAUUUUGGUACCGCAGACCCCCUCAACGAGAAUUCGAACGACGUCGAACGAUGGCUGUGGCGGGUCCUUCUGCCAUGAAUUUAAUGCAAUCGCAGCAGAGUAUGGUUUCUGUGGGUAAGAGUGCUUCUGUGGUAGCUCUGGAUACGAAGAGUGCUUCUGUGGUUGCGUUGGAUAAGGGGGGAGGUGGGAUGGGUGGGUCGAGUAGUCAACUUUUGGGUUCAUGA